GUGACCCGGCAGUGGACCGGUGUGACCCGAGCCCAGAGCGCACAGCAGCGGCUCACGGGGCUGUGGUAUGGCGUGGACGGCCCGCUGCGGGGCUCUGCUCCGGCUCACGGGACCGGAGGGCUUCAGCGGGAGAUGGCGCCUAAACAUUCAGCAGAGAUGUGAGUUUAAAAAAGCAGCGCGAAAACCAGAGGGACGAAAAGGAGAAGAAGAACUGGCCCCCAGCAGUCCCCCCUCCUCCGCCCGGGACCCCCCAGCACCCAGGGACCCCCCAGCACCCAGGGACCCCCCAGCACCCCUGGAGGCCAGAGCCCGGGACCCCCCACGGAGAGAGGGACCCUACAGGGACUUUGGACGACUGGUCAAACCAAUGUUCUUCACUGUGGGGUUCACAGGUUGUGCGUUCGGCGGGGCGGCCGUGUGGCAGUACGAGAGCCUGAAGUCCAGAGUCCAGAGUUACUUUGACCAGGUCCAGGCCGACUGGUUAGAAAAGCUGCGGCCGAAGAAAAGAGGAGACCUGCGCAAAGACGUGAACCAAUGGUGGCACAGUUUGAGCGAGGGCCAGCGCACGGUCACAGGGAUCAUUGCUCUGAACGUUGUGGUUUUCUGCUGUUGGAGAAUCCCGUCUCUACAGAGGACCAUGAUCCGAUACUUCACAGCUGACCCCGCCUCCAAGACCCUGUGCUCUCCGCUCCUCCUCUCCUCCUUCUCUCAUUACUCCCUGUUCCAUCUUGUUGCUAACAUGUACGUGCUGUGGAGUUUCUCCAGCAGUGCGGUCUCCAUGUUGGGCAGGGAGCAGUUCGUGGCCGUGUACCUGUCUGCAGGUGUGAUCUCUUCUUUCUUCAGUUACGUCGCUAAAACUGCCACUGGACGCUUCGGCCCGUCUCUCGGCGCAUCUGGAGCGAUCAUGACGAUCUUGGCGGCCGUUUGUACAAAGAUGCCUGAGUCUAAACUGGCGGUGAUCUUCCUCCCGAUGUUCACCUUCACCGCGGGAAAUGCGCUGAAGUCUCUUGUGGCUCUGGAUUCGCUCGGUCUGAUUCUCGGCUGGAGGUUUUUUGAUCAUGCGGCUCAUUUAGGAGGAGCUCUGUUUGGAAUUUGGUAUGUUUUAUUUGGACAUGAGUUGAUCUGGAAGAAACGUGAACCUUUUGUCAAAAUCUGGCACGAUUUCCGAACGGGAGGAGGAAGAGGAGGAGGGACGAGAGGAGGAGCAGUGUGAAGAGGAGGAGUGACGAGAGGAGGAGCAGUGUGAAGAGGAGGAGGGACGAGAGGAGGAGCAGUGUGAAGAGGAGGAGGGACGAGAGGAGGAGCAGUGUGAAGAGGAGGAGGGACGAGAGGAGGAGCAGUGUGAAGAGGAGGAGGGACGAGAGGAGGAGCAGUGUGAAGAGGAGGUGAUGCACAGAUCCUGUUGCUAGGCGCCUGCUCUGUUGUGGGAAGGGGCGUUACCUUGGACAGCCUCGCUCCUGAUUGGCUCUGUGGUUGCUAUGAUACUGGUGGUAGACUUGUUGGUAUUGGACUGGUCUCCUGAUGAUCCUCUACACCUGCUCCUCAGGAGCCUCCCGUGGAGCGGACGCCGCGGUGACGUCACACUCGUCUUUAUGGAUGUCGUCUGCAGAUCUCCGUCUCUGUCAUGUUGAAAUUAGGCUUAAAUUCAGCUAAAACUUUUAUAAUUAAAGGGUUGUAUUUAUUUUGCUGUUCAUUUCCUGUAACGACGUUUAUAAUUUAGUUUCCAAAGACUCAUUUUUCAUAUUUGUCUCUUUAAAACACUGUUUUUGUGUCUGAUUUCUAUUGUAAUUCUAUGAUUUUUCUUUAAAUAAAAGAUGUAAACUUGGGG
Messenger RNA from Periophthalmus magnuspinnatus, 1828 nucleotides. RefSeq names its product presenilin associated, rhomboid-like b (gene parlb). Lineage: Eukaryota; Metazoa; Chordata; Actinopteri; Gobiiformes; Gobiidae. The record is from RefSeq and is a predicted model, not a curated record. Gene Ontology annotation, cellular component: membrane. Gene Ontology annotation, molecular function: serine-type endopeptidase activity. The transcript is spliced from 10 exons. Bases 68 to 1213 code for a protein of 381 amino acids.